AUGCCAGCCUGGGGCCUCACGCCGGAGUCUGCGCAGCGCCUCCGCGCUCUGUUGGCAGCGCUGCGAUCCACGCCGGGCUUCCGAGAAGCUGUUCUCCGGCGCUGUGGGGGCUGCGCCUUGGAGGCCGCCGCGCUGGCCGCGGAGGACCCCCAGAGUUGGGCCGACGAAGACCUGAAGGCGAAGCGAGCGGAGUGGCGCCGGGCCGGCCUCGCGCGGGGCUGA
Effrenium voratum is the source of this 222-nucleotide messenger RNA. The record is from the annotation of a GenBank genome assembly. Lineage: Eukaryota; Dinophyceae; Suessiales; Symbiodiniaceae.